CCGCGGAUCCGCGCUGCUUGGAGAAUUUGGUAACUGGAAGAGGAGAUCCAUGCUCAACGGCGUUGCUCCUUGCUGCUGUGCCACGCCCUGCCCCGCAGAGGGUAGCGGUCUCCAUUCCGGAGAGAUAGUUCUACCUCCAGUGUCCUGCAGAACGUGAAGUGUCUUGCCCCUGCCUACCAGGACCAGAAUGAACGGGCUAUUUCUAGCAGUUUGGUUCUUCAUUGUGCCGACCAGAUGGGCGGCACCAAAGAACAGCAGUGCCAGACCUGAGAUCCCCCACGAUUCUAUGGAUCAACCCAUCCUGAAUCCUCUCCACCCAAGCCAAGUUUCUCUAAAGAUGCUCCAAGACUAUCUGGAGAACAUUGGGCAGUUGAAUGAGGAUGCUGCUACCAUGACAAGGGAACAGGCGCUCUUGCUUCUCUUUGCUCUCCAUGACUAUGACAAAAGUGGGCACUUGGAUGGUCUGGAAUUCAUGAGACUGCUGAGUGAAUUAGUGUUCCAACAGGCAAAAGAACAGCCUGCACCUGACACGGUAGUGCCAAUGGUGGACAGUAUCUUGGAGACUCAGGACUUCAACUGGGAUGGACUACUGGAGCCUUCAGAGUUAUUUCUUCCUCCACGGCAAGGAGAGAAACCAAACUUCCGUACGGCUGUUAGUGAAGAAGAUGGUCCAGUCCUGUGGGCACUUCCUAAGCCAAAUGAAGCAGCCAUUGGUUUCCCAAGUCCCUCCGAACAACAAAGUAAUGGAGACUCCCCACCUGAACCAGCAGUUCAGGAACAAGACAUGAUGGGUGACCAAGUGUGGAGCCUGGAGAAGCAUGGGGCAGAGCUCAACCAGGAAACCGCAGGAGACCCAGAUCAACAAGGGGAAGAGAUGCCCUCUGCUCCAGGAGAUUGAAAUACACCCUGUAUAUAACCUUAGGUGAUUAGCCAAGAAGUGAGAACUGAAGGCCUCUAGGUCAAUUUCAGAAAUGGAAUGCAGAUAAUCACCUCUUUCCCAACAUUUCCUUCUGGGUUUACCAAAGCAAAACAGAAUAGGAUUGAUUCCCUGUUCAGUCAGCUCCACUGUACCCUGUUAUCUAAAGACAGCCCUUUUCCAGCUUUCAAGGGAUAUAUACCCCAGAUCUUGAGAAUCAGAAGUCACUAAAAACUUCUCCUCACACAAUGGCUCCACUUUCUCCUCAGUGCACCUGAGUGCAUCAUUCAGACAUGGAAACACCCCCCUCCCCCCCACAGUACUACAGCCUUUCCAGGAGGUUAUGCUACCUAGGUAGGAAAGAUUUCUCUAAACUGAAAAGCCUGUCUUAGCAGGUUGCCUUCCUGAAUAGUCUCUCUCUUCACAGAGCAGGCUCCCGAUUCUAGAUGGCCUACUUAGGAUCUCUUGCUUUGCCUUCCUCAAGUAAAGAGGUACUGCACAGAGACAGGACAGAACUUACAACUAUAAUUUCCCAGUCUCGCCAAGGCUGUAUCUGUGCACUUCAGAUGUCCGUUCUGAUCGCUCACUCAGCAGGGUCCUUUGGGGAAAAGCCUACCCAACACUGCAGAAGGCAUCAGGUAUGUCUUUUGCCAUGGUGUUUAAAUGACAUAAUUCAAAUGACUGCCCAUUUCAUAAAAGUGAUUCUGAAACAAAACCACAAUCCAUGUUUUCUAAGGUUAAACCAGUAAACUCCAAUCACGAAAGAGAACAUAGCUCACCUAACAACCUGGUCCAAAACCUAGGGAAACAGCCAGAGAUGCGUAUGCUUCUCCUACACUUCUGCUUUUUCUAAUCUGCCAAUAAAUCGUCUUCAAACUGAAUUAUGUCUCUGUACCAUAUAGGAAGAGGAAUAAAUUAUCAGGAAUCUUAGUGGCUCAGAGAGGCAAGGACGAACUUCCCUUACAAGGUAGUGGAGCUGAUCAUCAUAGUAUCUGACAAAGAGGAAAAAUUCAAGGACCGUCACAUCAGAUUAAUCAACUGGACAGCUGGCUGUUUAUACUGUGUUCUGUACUGUAAUGUCUUCAGCAGGAAGAGAAGUAGGCUCAGUAGUGGGGAGGAGUGUUCUGGCUGUUGUUGGGUGGCAUCGAUUACCUUUCUCCUUUUCUCUGUUACUUUACUAAAAUCUUUUAAAUCGCUCCCAGCUUGGUAUACCAAAUAGCAACAAGUGCGUCAGCAGCAUCUUAAUUCCACGUCCUCUCUCCCCUCAUAACUUCCGCCACUUCUGGAUCUGGCUGGCUGAGGCACAGCUAAUCCUUUUCCCUCGAGGCUUGCCUGUGUAUGUGUGUGCGUACAUACACACAAACCUUAGACUGGAAUGCCUUGCAUAAUCAACGAGGAGCAAUCAGCAACUUCAAGUAUUUUAUUUAUCUUUUCAUGGUUAUACAGCGAAACCUCUUUUCCUGCUGGCAGGAGACAGAAGCGUCUGAGCCAGCUUAGCCAGACUGCAUAUGGAAUGUGUGGCAGGCAGCCUGACAUGUCUUCCCACCUGCAGGAGAUGCCAAAGGAGCAGUGCCAGUGCCACUAACAAAUAGAACACUACCA
This is a messenger RNA of Pseudonaja textilis, 2518 nucleotides long. NCBI's taxonomy places the organism in Eukaryota, Metazoa, Chordata, Lepidosauria, Squamata, Elapidae. The record is from RefSeq and is a predicted model, not a curated record.